AUGUCUGUUAUUUUUGAUUAGUUGGAUGUAUGCAAUUUAUUAUAACUCUAGAAUAUCUAAACACUUAGAUUUAAAUUUACUUAGGCCAUAAAGUUGGGUGUUUAGCUUUAUUUUAUUGAUAAUCACAACUUAAAAAGACUUGUAGUUAGUGAUAAUUAGAUCACAUAAUUUACUGAAUAGGAAGCAAUAAAUGUUCUAUAAGGAGUUCAGCAAAUUUGUUCUGAUGGAAAAGUAAUAUUUUGUUUAAUGAGUACAAAUUAUUAUAUUAUUUAAAGGUAAUGGAGAUCUUUUUUAGAUUGAUUAAUAACCAAAGCAAUUAGUUUAAGGCAAAAAUUAUAUGAGUAUUACUCCAACAACUGCAAUAGAUCAUUCUGGAAGAGGGUUUUGGUGGAAAAGUAAUAAGACAAUUUAUAGUCAUUGUAAACAUAUAAGUACUUACAAAGAAAAAUUAACUUUAAUAACAAGUACAUAAAUAAUAUGUAUAUUUAUUAGUUGGUGGAAAAAUAUUUAAUAUUGAAAAUGAUAUUUAAAUACCAAUUCAAUAACUUAAUGGAUUAGGAAUUAAUGGAUAUUUUAAGAAAUCCUUAUUAUUUUAAUUUGGUGGUAUAGCAAUUACAGAAAAUGGUGAUGCUUAUUGUUAUACUAAUAAAAUGAUAAAAUUAAAGAUUAAUAAUUUGGAAGAUAUAAGUGCUAAUAAUAAAUUUAUAUUUGCUAUUUAAGGGAAAUAUUUAUUAUAAUGGAAUUUAGAAGAUUUUUAAUCUCAUUAAUUUUAUGUGAAUUAGACAUUAUUCAAAAAGAUGAAUUAUGGUAAUGAAAUUACAAUUAAUNUAUUUAUAAAGAAUAUUAAGAACUUGAAUUAAGAUUAUAUUAUAUUUUUGUUAAUUAUAAUAAUAGUUUUAUUAUAUAAAAAUGUAUAAUUCAUUUAGAAUAGAAAAAAUGAAAAUAUAAAAUAUUUUAGAAUAUUAAUACUAAUACAAAUAUUCAAAGGUUUUAUAUAUUAUUUUUAAUGA
Messenger RNA from Paramecium pentaurelia, 1010 nucleotides. The record is from the annotation of a GenBank genome assembly. NCBI's taxonomy places the organism in Eukaryota, Ciliophora, Oligohymenophorea, Peniculida, Parameciidae.